Molecule: messenger RNA, 1759 nt
Organism: Poecilia reticulata (guppy)
Lineage: Eukaryota; Metazoa; Chordata; Actinopteri; Cyprinodontiformes; Poeciliidae
Product: trypsin I-P1-like
Biological process (GO): proteolysis
Molecular function (GO): serine-type endopeptidase activity
Source: RefSeq, a predicted model, not a curated record
CAGUGUGUGUGUGUCAGGGUGUGUGUGUCAGGGUGUGUGUGUCAGGGUGUGUGUAUCAGGGUGUGAGGCGUGACGCCAUCAGCAGUCGGGUCGGUCCAGAGCAGCGUUUCCUCAUCUUCAGAGCAGAAGCUCCAGAGUCUCUUCAUGAUGAAGGUCGGGUCGUCUUCCUCCAGAGUCCUGCUGCUGCUGCUGACCCUCUGGGCUGCAGGAAGCAACGCACAGCUUAGUGUUUGCGGCAAAGCGCCGCUCAACACGAGGAGCGACACGCGGAUCGUGGGCGGCCAGAGCGCGGCGGCCGGGGCGUGGCCGUGGCAGGCCCGGCUGGAGAUCCAGGGGGGGCUGUGUGGAGGAUCCCUCAUCAGCAGCCAGUGGGUUCUCUCUGCCGCGCACUGCUUUAAGAGCACCAGCACGUCGGGCGUGACCGUUUCCCUCGGCCUUCAGAGUCUGGCGUCCUCCGCUAACCUGGUGUCCCGCGGCGCCAAGCAGAUCAUCGUCCAUCCGGACUACAACUCCAACACAAACGACAACGAUGUGGCCUUGGUGCAGCUGUCCGCCGCUGUGACCUUCACCAACUACGUCCGACCCGUCUGCCUGGCCGCCGACGGCAGCGUCUUCCCGUCCGGACUGGACUGCUGGGUCACCGGCUGGGGGACCCUCAGAGAGGGCGGCAGCACUUCUCAGACACUGCAGGAAGUGGACGUUCCCAUCGUGUCCAACAGCGACUGCAGCCCCUCCUACAGCUCGUUAACAAACAACAUGCUCUGUGCCGGUCUAUCCAGCGGAGGGAAGGACUCCUGCCAGGGAGACUCCGGUGGACCUCUGGUCACCAAAAACGGGACGGUGUGGGUCCAGGCCGGCGUGGUGAGCUUUGGGACCGGCUGCGCCCAACCCGGCUUUCCGGGAGUUUACACCCGAAUUUCCAACUACCAGACCUGGAUCAACAGCCAGGUGAGCGGCGAGCAGCCGGGAUACGUCAGCUUCCAGGGCGCCGCCAGUGCUGCUCGGCCGCUGGCCGCGUCGCUGCUGGCCGUCCCCACGCUCUGCCUCGCUCUGCUGCUGUCCUGAGCUCCAGAACCGGAGCGGUGACGGCUGAUUAUUAACCAAACUGCUGUAAACAGAAACAAUUCUUUAUUUAUGGAAAAUUCUUAACAUUGAGAAUCAUUAAUGUCAUAAAAAUCACCAAAAACUUGUUUAAAACGUGGGGGGCUUAUUUUGAUUUCCAUAAAUUAAAAUGAGUCCAAACUUUUUAUCAAAACUUUAAAACCCCAAUUUAAUCUUUAAAUAAUUAAUUUAAAUAUUUUUUUAGGUUAGGGUAACCUUCACCAUAGUGACUAAAGUAUUCAUAAUAAAGAUUUAAAUAUGUUUAAAAACGAUAAGAAACUUUAACUCCUUCCUGUCCUGAUCAUCAGAAAAAUGUGAUUUUAUUAAAUCUUUACGGUUUGCAUGGUAAUAAAGUGUCAAAUUUAAAUGUUAUUUUCUGUUUCUUGGCUCGAAACUCAGGAUUCAGUCAGAAAAAGGUUUAAAGGUUUUGCUGUUGAAUGUUUUGCACAAAUUUUACAUGAUGUAAAACUGAUGAAGUUUUUAGUUUCUGAUUGUUUUUGUUUGUAAACCUUUACUGUGAUUUAUUAUUAAAUGAAGUUUUCAUGUUUGUGUCUUGAUAAAAAUUCUCAGGGAUCAGCUUUUCUCUGGUACUAUAUGAAGUAAAUUAAUCUGUUGGACUCUCCGGGUGCCUGGUUCUUAAUAAAGGAAACAAAUGAUC